Molecule: messenger RNA, 1587 nt
Organism: Morchella importuna
Lineage: Eukaryota; Fungi; Ascomycota; Pezizomycetes; Pezizales; Morchellaceae
Exons: 5
Coding region: 1-1587 (528 amino acids)
Source: RefSeq, a predicted model, not a curated record
AUGUCCCGGUUCUUCGACUCACUCGCCGUCGUCGUCCUUUUUGCGGUAUUUCUAGCGCUACCGUUCACCCAGGCGUUUCCUCGCUCUGAUGGCAAAUCCGAUCCAAUUGAAAGUAGGAGUAGCCCAAAGGCCGUACUCGACUAUGGGACUUUUGUUGGAGGCUACAACGCCACCUACGAUAUUUCGUAUUUUAAAUCAAUUCCUUUCGCGGCGCCCCCGGUCGGAGAGCUACGAUAUCGGGCUCCACAGCCCCCAUUGAGGUACAAAGACGACUUCGAUGCGACUGUUACAAAAGACUUUUGUGUCCAGCGAACUGUCAACGGGAGCGAGGACUGUCUGUAUCUUGAAAUAUAUGGGCGGCCUUUCGUCAAGGGUGCGAAGAAGCCAGUUGUGGUAUGGCUAUAUGGAGGCGGAUACAUCCAAGGCGGGGGCUCGAUAUCCUGGCCUCCCUUUGUGUUUCCGACCCUGAAUGUGUCGAGUGAGAAUGACUUCAUUGUCGUUUUACCGAAUUACAGGGUAAACUCUUUUGGAUUCCUGGCAGGGGACCUAGUAAAAGAAGAUCCAACGACGGAUCUGAAUGUGGGAUUGUUGGAUCAGAGAGCGGCAUUGCAGUGGGUGCAGAAGUACAUCCACAUCUUCGGCGGCGAUCCUUCGAAAGUAACACUCUGGGGUCAGAGCGCUGGUGCAGGAUCCGUACUUUUCCAGACAAUUGCAAAAAGCUCUCAACCGCUUUUCCGUAGUGCCGUUGCGUCGUCACCAUUUGUGCAGAAGCAAUAUCACUACAAUGCGCCCCAGAUCGAGCAAGUUCUCACCACCUUCCUCAACUAUACCAACUGCUCCGCCAUCCGGUCCCAGGCAAUAGGCUGUCUCCGCAAGGUUCCUCUGCAAACCCUGCGAGAUGCUAGUCUUGCCGUCGAUACAAUUCACGGCGAAACCCUAUCGCACGCCUGGACGCCAGUCAUUGAUGGUGAGCUUAUCACCGAGCGGUUCAGUGUCGCUGCGGCAGCCAAGCGUAUCAAUAACAAAUAUGCACUAAUGGUAUACAACACCCACGAAGGCGAAAACUUUGUACCAUCAGCCGUAAGCAAUUGGGGCGAGUGGAUGAAAGAGUAUUUACCUGGCUUUUCAGACUCCCAGUUUGAAGCAUUGGAGAAACUGUAUCUAGACGAGGAAGGUGCGAGCCUAAGGGCAGCUUCAGUAUAUCGAGACUCAGUGUUGGCCUGCCCGGCAUUAUGGGCCGCUUCGGCAGCCGGGAAGGGGUGGCUGGUUGAAUUUGGCGUGGGAACGGCAAAACAUGCGAGUGAUACGCAAUUCUGGAACACAAUUCAGCCAGCACAGCAGCAAUAUCCUCACAUCUAUCAAGCCUAUGCAGGAGGAUAUGCAUCAUUUGCGCAAACUGCAGAUCCAAAUCGAAACUCCCUGACACCGGUGGUAUAUCCGGGGGUGGGGACAGGAAAGCUAUUUCUACUAGGUGAUGGAAGUAGGGCGGUGGCGAAUUCAUCGACCCCGAUUGGGACUCGGAACUUUGCAGAGUUGAAGGAGAAGUGUGACUUUUGGAGGGCGAAUGGAGCGAGUGUCCCGUUGUGA